GUGGAAUGCCCUGACACCUGGGUUUCUGAAGACUAAUCUUCCAUUAAUAUAGAUGGGAACUUUGUCUGGGUAAGGAAAGAAGGACUGGGCUUUCAGGAAGUUGUAUUUUUUGAGCCUUAGAGCUGUGUUAGCUAUAAAGGUGUUUGCUGUAUGGAGUUUGAGGUGCUUGGAUACACAGUAGGUUGGCAACGCAAUGUUGGAGUCACUUAGUGCUGAGUUUCCUUUUCUUUCACUCCUAAAGUCCACUUUGCCAUCAUGAAGCUUUUAAGCAGUCUGAAGUAUUUGCAGAAUGAUUACCUCAUAACUGUGUGAAAGAAAUAGAGGUUUUUUUAAUGUUAGUUAGAAAGAAGUGACUUGGUUUUCAGGUUGCUGCAGUUUAAAGCUCCAGUCUGGAAACUGGAUCUCUGAGCCACUGGUGCUUACAAGACAUUGGUAGAUUCACCAUCUCACCUAUCAAUGGCAUUUGCAACUUCUAAAAACACGAAUAGCCCCAAGCUGCAAAUCAAGAUGAGCACAUGGACACCUCUGAGCAACCAACUCAUGAAUGAGCUGGUAUUUGAAGAAAGAAGAGCCCUGUUCAGAAAAUGGUUUAUCAAGUGGACAGAUGGUCAGAGGCAGAAGAUCCUGGAGGACCAGUUGGAGCUCUGCUCCCUGACACUGAAGAAAUUCUGUGCCAAGCAGCUACAGGAUCGAAUUCCCAUUGAAGCUCUAGAUUUUACCAUGAAGCUUCCUAGAGUACUGUCCUUAUACAUCUUCUCCUUCCUGGACCCACGGAGCCUCUGUCGAUGUGCACAGGUGAGCUGGCACUGGAAGAACCUGUCUGAACUGGAUCAGCUCUGGAUGAAGAAGUGCCUGCGUUUCGGUUGGUACAUCAACUUCAUUCCAACCCCCUUUGAGCAAGGAAUCUGGAAGAGACAUUACAUUGAAAUGGUGAAAGAGCUGCAUGUUACAAGACCAAAGACUGCUUCGAAGGAUGAGUUUGUAGUUACUGAAGUGCAAAAGGUGAGAAGCAACACUCCAGAGGCAAAAUCUUCUGCAUCAGAAAAGAAGACUAGAAAGAAGAAAAAAGAAAUCCCACCGUGGCGUUCAUCAGACAGGCACCCUACAGACACCAUGCGAUUCAACUGCCUCAACAACUAUGAUCCCAUUGAACAGGCUAGGCAGGCGAGGAAGAAAGGAGGAGGGAAGACCCCGGACCUUAGCCAGCAGGCAGCUGAGAAAAAAAAGAAAGCAGGUUGUGGAUCUAAGAAACUCCAGAAAUCAAAAUCACUGCUGUCACUUACUGAAGAUCCUGGCUUGACUCAAAAACCACCAGUUCGCUCCAGCUGGGCCACUCCUCAGUCCAUUGGAAACCUGCCCUGCAGAGAAGCAGCAAAGACCUUCACCCAGAGCUCCCAGUGCAAUGCUGGGAUACGACCUGUGCCUGCUCGAGCUCCAGUGCCAAAACCACAUGCAAGAGAAAAGAAAGACUUCACAGAGACGACCACCGUGUCUCCAUGUCAGUAUGCCUCUCCACAACGUGAGGCUCAGCCUGGGCUCAUUCCUCCAUCAAAUAAUGAUCUGGUACAGGCUAAGGAAGGAUCUGGAGCAUCCAUCUCAGUGGAACGGAAGCUUAUCUGCCUGGAUGGGGGAGACAACAGCAAUGUUGCCUGAGUCAUAGACUUUCAUGUCUAUGACUUUUCACUAUACCACGCAAAUAAAUAGGCAUGCAAGACCUACA
Molecule: messenger RNA, 1720 nt
Organism: Gallus gallus (chicken)
Lineage: Eukaryota; Metazoa; Chordata; Aves; Galliformes; Phasianidae
Gene: FBXO16
Product: F-box protein 16
Exons: 9
Coding region: 457-1653 (398 amino acids)
Molecular function (GO): protein binding
Source: RefSeq, a predicted model, not a curated record